AUGGCUUCAGUAGCUGCUAAGCGUUUGGCUGGUAAGACAGUACUCAUUACUGGCGCUUCAUCAGGUAUCGGACGAUCUACUGCUCUGGAAUUCGCUCGGACUUGUCGGGACAAUUUGCGCAUCAUCCUCACAGCCCGUCGCAUCGACUCACUCGACAAAUUGGCCUUUCAAAUUGCGCAAGAAGUCGGACAGGGUGUCAAGAUACUUCCUGUGAAGCUAGAUGUUAGCAAUCCGGACGAAGUCCGUGGCUUUGUAACAAGACUACCCGAAGAAUGGCGGGAUAUCAAUGUUCUCGUCAACAAUGCCGGUCUUGUGAAAGGUGUUGCACGUGUCCCAGAUAUCAAUGAACAGGAUAUGAACACCAUGUUUGCAACAAAUGUCACAGGGUUGAUUAAUAUGACUCAGGCCAUAUUGCCCAUAUUUCAACAGCGUGCCAAUGGUGGACAGGGCGAUAUCAUCAACGUAGGGUCCAUUGCAGGACGCGAACCAUAUCCUGGCGGCUCUAUUUACUGCGCGACCAAGGCUGCGGUUCGUAGCUUCACCGAGAGCUUACGAAAAGAGCUGAUUGCGACCCGUAUAAGAGUUAUUGAAAUAGAUCCCGGCCAGGUCGAGACGGAGUUUUCACUUGUCCGGUUUGAUGGUGAUAAGACAAAAGCCGAUGCGGUAUAUGCUGGGUGCGAUCCUCUCACACCAGACGACAUUGCCGAGGUCGUUGUUUUCACAGCCACGCGCCGUGAAAAUGUCGUGAUUGCUGACACUCUUGUGUUUCCCAGUCACCAAGCAUCGGCUCUCAUUUUGCACAAGAAGGUGGAUUGA
Molecule: messenger RNA, 816 nt
Organism: Metarhizium album ARSEF 1941
Lineage: Eukaryota; Fungi; Ascomycota; Sordariomycetes; Hypocreales; Clavicipitaceae
Product: oxidoreductase
Exons: 5
Coding region: 1-816 (271 amino acids)
Cellular component (GO): cytosol
Molecular function (GO): oxidoreductase activity
Source: RefSeq, a predicted model, not a curated record